Struthio camelus australis is the source of this 3991-nucleotide messenger RNA. NCBI's taxonomy places the organism in Eukaryota, Metazoa, Chordata, Aves, Struthioniformes, Struthionidae. The record is from RefSeq and is a predicted model, not a curated record.
AUGGAUGAAGACUUUAAGACAAAGGCACUUGACUCUACUCUUCAAAGUCCAUCAGAGACAUUACUUUCUAUUCGACUGUUAGAUUUUAAAACAAGUUUGUUGGAGGCAAUAGAAGAGCUGCGUAUAAGAAGGGAGACAGAGAUUCAUUAUGAAGAUCAAAUAAGUAAAAUUGUUGUUGAGAAACAGGAACUCGAAUGGCAGAAGGAAGCUCUGCAGCAUCAGACAGACACAUUGCAUCAACAAAACAAAGAAGCUGUGGCAACUUUUAAAAAACAGUUACAGGCAAAGGUGUUUGCCAUGGAAGAAGAAAAGGGAAAAUAUCAACUUGUUGUAGAAACAAAAGAAAAAGAAAUUGAUGGACUGAAGGAAACAUUAAAGGCAUUACAGAUUUCGAAAUACGCUUUACAAAAGAAGUUGAAUGAAAUGGAUCAGAAAUUACAGAUGCACUUAACAACAAAAGAGGAGCAUCAUAAGAAACUAAAUGAAGUUGAGAAGUGUUAUGCUACUAUUGCAUAUCAGUUUGGAAUUGUAAAAGGGGUGCAUGGAAAAUUAGAGCACAGUGUACAGGAAGCAAUACAACUCAAUAGGAAACUAACAUCAGUGAAUAAAAGACAAGAGACUGAAAUAAUUAAUCUGAAGGAAGAACUGAAGAAAGUAACUUCAGACUUGAUAAGGUCCAAGGUCACAUCUCAGUACAGGGUGGGAGAAGAAAACAUCAAUCUUGCAGCAAAGGAAAAAGAGUUUCAAGAACUGCAACAAAAAAUCAGAAUGGAGACAGAAGUUAGUAAAAAAGUUCAGGAAGAAAACACUCACAUUAAAGAAGAAAAGCUGGAAAUUCUCAGCUCUCUACAAUGUGUGCAGGAGUUGCUUCAGCGAAUAACCCAAACGAAUAUUAGAGUGGAAGGUGAAUUAAAUGCACUGAAAGAAGAAUAUCAGGCCCUUGAAAGAGAUAAUGAGCUGCAAAGGGAGAAGGCAAAGGAAAAUGAAGAAAAGUUCCUUAAUCUUCAGAAUGAGCAUGAGAAGGCACUAAGAACUUGGAAAAAAGAUGAGGAAAAUAUGAGAAAAGAGAUGAAUACUAUUAAAAAUGAGCUGAAUUCCCUCAAAGGAGUUUAUGGACAUCUUGAAGAUUAUCGUUCUCCUCAGGAAGAUCAGCAUUCUGAGCAAGCAGAAAAUCUGCAGGUAAGUGUAUCUAAUAGCCCAGUCCUUCAUAAUUGUCAUCAAGAGCAAUCAAAAGACGGUGAAAUACAAGCUAUUCAGAAAGAAAAUAAAUGUAUACAAUAUAAAAAGAAAGACAGUAUUUUUGGACAUGAAGAAGAAAUUGGAAUAAAAAACACAAUGGACUACUCGUUAAGCAAGGAAGAAGUGCAGAUAGAACAAAUUUUACAAGUUCUUGAAAACAGUUGUAAGGAUGAAGUUAAUGUUGCUAGCCUUUAUGAAGAAAAGCAAAGGGAGGCUUCUUCCAGGAACACCCUCUGCACAGAUACUGAUUUAAUUACCCAAGGACAGGCCUGGGAAAUAUGUGUCACUGAGUGCAAAGCAGCAGUACGUUUAGGAACGAUCCCCAGAAUGCUACUGGAGGAAAAGAAAGCAAGUUUAGAACAUAAGCUACAGGACAGCACUGAUCAAGUGGCAGCACUCCACAUGGAAACUGGAAAGGUAUUUUUAGACAGUAUUGACAUAGCGGGUGUCUACAAGAAGAAUGCAAGUCAGGAGACAAAUUCCAGCAAGGAAGAAUUGGGCAAUGCUACAGAUGAAUCAGUUUGCACUAAUGCAGACAAAAAGACAAAUAUCAUACAAUACAACAAAAAUGUCCUUAUGACUGAAAGACCCAACAAAGAGUCUGAAGUGGUUCUUAGGACUGAGGAGAAUGCUGGGCCUGAGAAAAGUACAGACAGUCAUCAAGCUAAGGAAUUAAAUUUUGGUAUCCUAUCUUAUAUUAAAGAUGAUCAUCAGGCAGAAUACCAGGAAUGUAGCUUGCCGGCCAGUGACAAUUAUGUAGAUAACAGGUUACAUGAAACAGAACAAAAAAAGUUAAGUCUGAGUGAUUCACGUACGGAUACAUUUCUGUUUAAACAGCAGCAGCAUACAGAUGUUGAAGAGAGAAAUUACAAUGACAAUGCCAGAAACAUAAGCAGAAAUGAUGCACUACUGAGUAUUGGCUUUCCAGCAGCCGAUGCUGAAAAUUUACCCACUGUUUAUUGUGAUAAUGUGAGCAGUGAUGACAUCACAAAAGACCAUUGUAAUAAUAGGCCUCUCAUAAGUUCUUUCAGUUUAUCUGCAAAAGCAGAUAGAGGAAUAAGUGUGAAUGACAUGCAAAACAAUCAACCUGAACAAGCCAGUACUGAAAAAACUGAAAGUAAUGCAAAUGCAUGUGCUUUGAAUGCUGAAAACUUUUCUACAGUAAAUGCUGAUGAUCUUGAAAUAAUCGUUCAUAAGGAAACCUCAACAGACAGAAGUAGUACAGAUAAACUAAUACCAUGUGAAGAAGUUAAUAAUGAUACUCAGAUACAAUCCAUCAAAAAGGGACAUUCCCUGGAGAUUAAUGACAAUUCAAUAAAUAAUGCAAUGUUAAAAGAGAAAAAAGAUUCUCUAAAUAGUACAGUUUCAGGAAGUAAGUUUGCUGAGGGUCACCUGAAAGAAUCAUGCUCUUUACCCAUGAGAACAUCUGGAAAUUUAGUAAAUGUAAGUGGAAGGUCAUUCUUUGAUCUUUCAAUUUCAGAUAAAAAAGCUGAGAAAACUCCAGCAUACUUAAAUUUUUUAGACCUCAGUCCUUGUUCAAAAGUAAAUCAACUGAGAAGUCAAACAGUGCGGACUCCCAAAGAACCUUCCCUUUUGAAAGAGAAACUACCAGAUCUGGCAGAAAACAGAAAGAUUAUUUUAAAAACACAGUGUCAAAAUUUCAGUGAAAGUGUUGUCAGGAAAGAAACAGGACUAGGUUCUACCAGUUUCAACAGAGCUGCCGACACUUUGAAUAUCUGUAGUAUCCACCAAGACCCCCAGGGAGACCCUAGUGAAGAAUGGAAUGCUAUAGUAAAGACUUUUUAUGAUUCUUCUUUUCCCACAGAACAUGUAAUGAAAGAAGGAUUUGCUGUUUUACAGCAUGAGCAGAAGUCUUCACACAUGACUGUAACUCCAGUAAUAAGUGAAAGUGCACUCAGAGAUAAGGACAGAUGUUCUACUCAGAACUUAAAUAUAAAAAAUCAAAUAGAAGAAAUAGAGAAGUUCUUGAAUUUGGAAAGACUUCAUUCAUCAAGAAAGAGAAAGUAUGAAGAAAGUGGAUAAAGAGCAGUGGUGAGAGAUGAAAAUGCAGGUGUGACUGUCUUAGGUACAGAUCAAUCACUUCUGUAAACCAGAUUUGUAGAGGUAUUCCUAUAGAACAAAGUGUGUAUGUAUUACACUUUCUUUAACACAGUUUUUUUCUUUAAAAAAGGAUAUAAUUACUAAAGAAAAUGAGCUCUGUAUAUUUAUGCCAUCAAAUCCAAGUUAUUAUGGUUUUUGCCUGAAGUUAAAGUGUUUACAAAUUAAAUAAUUGUUUAUAUUUAAGUGGUAUUAAAAUACUAAGAGUAAAUAAUCUCCUGCUCCUGAAAAGUUUUGGCUGAAAUACUUCAAUGUUUCUCUGCCAAACUGCUCCUUCAGCUUUUAAACAAAAGCAGUAGCAACUGUUUCACAAGAAUGGUUCCUAGAAUUGCUGGAAGUUGUUACAAAUGUUUUUAAGUGGCAGCAAAACAAGAAAAUCUGCUUACCUUUACUGCAGACUUCAAUCAUUUAACUGUAACUGUUGUAGCUGAUGCUAUCUAAAUAACGCCUCUUUCAACACUAAAUCAUCAAGUGUGAUUUAGAGAGAAAAGCAGCAGAUAUUGCUUCAUAAGGUUUCACUUUAACUGGUUCACAUUUUCCCUCCCUUAUGGUUUAAUAGAAAUUUUCACUUCAAAAUUGCUUGCACUAUCAUUUUUCUGAUCUCUCUCCCUCCCUACCUUGUGCAAAGAAAGAU